Anoplopoma fimbria (sablefish) is the source of this 1706-nucleotide messenger RNA. Its product is annotated as adenylate kinase 8-like. The record is from RefSeq and is a predicted model, not a curated record. Gene Ontology annotation, biological process: nucleoside triphosphate biosynthetic process. Gene Ontology annotation, cellular component: cytoplasm. NCBI's taxonomy places the organism in Eukaryota, Metazoa, Chordata, Actinopteri, Perciformes, Anoplopomatidae. Gene Ontology annotation, molecular function: ATP binding; AMP kinase activity; nucleoside diphosphate kinase activity.
AUGGAUGAGACGGUGAAACCUCUGAGGGUUCCUCCUCUGAUGUCCGUCUACGCAGACAAACACAACAUCUCACACCUGGUGCAGGUACGAAACCACCACUGUCUGACCACAGCUGAGACCAGCAGGAGGACCACACUGAGUCUCGAGGAUCCGAUCAGUUACCUGAUCAGUUUGCUGCAGAGGAGCAGCGUGGACAUCCCCAGGGUCCUGGUCCUCGGUCCUCCUGCGGUUGGUAAACACACAGUGGCCAAAAAGCUGAGUGCUGAGCUGAGAGCCGUCCAUCUGACCACAGACAGUCUACUGCAGGACCAAUCAGAGCUGAGCACACAGGAGCUUCCUGCUGAUCUGCUGGUCAGACGGAUUCAACAGCGACUGAAUGAGAUCGACUGCUUCAACAGAGGCUGGGUGUUGGAGGGAAUCCCUCAGACUCGUCUUCAGGCUCUGAGUCUCCAGCAGGCCGGAGUGAUCCCUGAACACGUUGGUGAGAACCAACUCUCAGCUCAGCUUAAGAACAAUAGAACCAUCCAGAGUGACAUCGAGGUGUUGGAGGCUCCUGAUGAUGUGUUGUUGGAGAGGAGUCAGGGUAAACUGGUGGACCCACUGACAGGAGACGUGUACCAUCGGACCUUCAUCUGGCCGCUGGACGCCACCGUGGCUCAGCGUCUGGAGGAGGGGCGGAGCCAGUCUGAGGGGCGGAGCCAGUCUGAGCUGCAGCGCUACCGCUGUGAGGUCACAGGUUUGAGCUCAGCCUAUCAGCACGUCCUGAAGGUCAUCAACGCCGACCAACCACACGCUGACGUCUACCAGCAAGUGCUGGCUUUCGUCCGGACUCGCCGUCGCUCCAGAACUCCCAGAAUCCUCCUGUUGGGUCCUCCGGGGUCCGGGAAGAGUCAUCAGGCCAGACUGUUGUCACAGAAAUACAAGAUGGUGGAUGUGUGCUGUGGUCAUCUGCUGAGGUCUGUAGCAGCUGGUGGUUCAGCUCUGGGAGAAGAGAUCCAAUCAUACCUGGAUACUGGGAGGCCAGUUCCAGACUCCCUGGUGCUGCAGGUUCUGGAGGAACGUCUGAGCCGAGUGGACUGCAGCUGCAGAGGCUGGAUCCUCCACGGGUUCCCUGACCUGCAGCAGGCCAAGAGCCUGCAGGAGUCCCACCCACCCAACAGAGUUUUCUUCCUGGAGUUGACGGACGAAGUUUGUCUGGAGAGAAUCACUCUGAGAGCUACAGAUCCAGUCAGUGGAGAGAGGUUCCACGCUGUGACUCGUCCGGCUCCAAGCUCUGAGGUCCAGAACAGACUGAAGACCAGACCUGAGGACAGCACACACUCUGUAACACACACACUGAGUCAGUACAGGACACACACUGCUGCCCUGCAGUGUGUGUUUCCACAUGCAGGUCUUGUAGAUGCUGAUCAGGAUCCUCACUCUGUGUUUGAGUCUCUGGAGAGCAGACUGACAGCUGACUGACAGGUGGACUCACCUGGACACAGGAAGUGAAGGGACUCUUCAUUUCAUACCAACGCUUUCAUAUCAUAUCAUUUAAAUCAUAUAUAUAUAAACACCUUCUGUGUGUAGCAGCACAUCCAGUCCCAUCAGGUCCGUCUCAGGAGGAUCAAUAAUGAUCGGUUCAAUAAUAUAUAUUGGGAGUACUCACUACACAGGACUUAAUCCUCAGCUCUCAUACGUAGCAUGUCCAAUAUUUCAAAUGUGAA